AUGUAUAUGCUGUACGUGCCUCAUGCCCUUUUCUACUUGAAGCAAGGCAACCCACCGAUCCAUGCCCACCAGAUGGGUUUCUGUGACCUGCUGGUCGGGCCUUUCUGCCUAAGGCGUACAUCCCCUUUCGAACCGGUCAUGCCUCGUCGGUUCAACACUUCAUCCGAUCCCCGGUCGGCACGGAGAUUUUCUCCAUUUGGCAUUCGCGCUCCUUCCUCCAGCGGUGAGCGCGGGCGUGUUCACGUGUCGAAAUCAGCGGAUGUCAUGGGGAUCCCCCUCCCUGAAGCCUCAGGCCUCCAACCGCAACCACUGGCCCGUGCUGAUUGGUUGAGUUGGGCAACUAAACUUGUCACCCCCAUCAUAUCGUCCAAGUAUGAAGCGCUCAUCGUCUCAGGGCUCAGGGGAUAUGGACCACAAGGUCUAUAUUCCUCUGUGCAUCUGUCUACUCUCCUUUGCCGUUCUGGCCUACCACCAUUAAACAUUUGGACCAACUGGUGCAUCACACUCGAAUCACUUAUGCCCAAAGACUCUACCCCUAUGACGAACCCAAGUCCAGUGGUCUGUGCCGACUUUGAGACCCCUACGUUUCUUUUCGAACAUACCAUCUCACUGGCAACCCCCCGACUCAACUCCGUCGUGCUUGACAACGCAGCGAGGCGGCACUGCAAUUUCAUUUCAGGCCCAGCCGCAAUAUGA
Molecule: messenger RNA, 696 nt
Organism: Penicillium oxalicum
Lineage: Eukaryota; Fungi; Ascomycota; Eurotiomycetes; Eurotiales; Aspergillaceae
Exons: 3
Coding region: 1-696 (231 amino acids)
Source: RefSeq, a predicted model, not a curated record